UGCUCCACAUUUUCGGCAUGAGGGAGUUCUCGUUCAAGAGCAAUUAAUCUGAUAAAAGAAAUAUAUCUUCAUAUGUCAGCUAUAAGUUGUACUUCGUAACUAUAAAGGUCAGAGGGGGGCAGAGCCAGCCAAUCAGCCAUGGAGUCCGGCCGGCUACUUGCACAUUCCGACGAGCCAUCGUCCGCCGCCUCCAAACACGGCGACGGCCGCGGCGGCUGGCGCGCCGCGCUCUUCAUCAUCGCCGUCGGGUUCCUGGAGCGCGUCGGGUUCUACGGCGUGCAGGGCAACCUGAUGAUGUACCUGACGGGGCUGAUGGGCAUGUCCAUGGCGGCGGCGGCCGCGGCGGACAACGCCUGGGGCGGGACGGUGAUGGUGCUGACGCUCGUCGGCGCGCUCGCCGCCGACUCGCACCUCGGCCGGUAUCGCGCCGUCGUGGCCGCCGGCGUGCUCUACCUUCUGAGCUUAGGGAUGCUGACGGUCUCAUCCACGCUGCAACCAAAGCACCCUCGCCCGGCGAGCUGCAAUGGCGGAGCCACCGCCUGCCUGCCGCCGCCGUCUCCCACCUCCCGCCUCGCCUUCUUCUACGCCGCGCUCUACCUGCUGGCGCUGGCGCAGGGCUUCCACAAGCCCUGCUCCGAGGCCAUCGGCGCCGACCAGUUCGCCGACGACGCCGACCCCGGCGCGAACGCGUCGCGGAGCUCCUACUUCAACUGGUUCCACUUCUCCACAUCCUGGGGCUACGCCGUCGCCACGACAUUGCUGAGCUACGUCGAGGACAACGUCAGCUGGACCGUCGGGUUCGCCGUGUGCUGGGCCACGAUGGUGUUGUACCUCGCCGUCUUCCUGCUCGGCACGGGGACGUACCGUGCCACUGCCGAGCGACCCAUCGACGGCGCGCCGCUCGCGCGACUCGCCGAGACGUCCGCCGCGGCCGCGCGCGCGUGGACGAAGAGGGUGUUUUGCCGCAAGGAUGCCAUUUGCACAGAACGGCUUCUAUCCAAAGAAGUGGUGGAUGGCAAGGGAUUUCUCGUCAACGUGCUUCCAAUCUGGAUGACCAACAUAGUGUUCGCCAUCAUCGCCUCGCAGGAUAUCACCCUGUUCACCAAGCAGGGCAGCACGAUGAACCGGAACGUCGGCGGGGGCCUCGUCGUGCCGCCCGCCGCGCUGCAGUUCGCCAUCAGCGUCACCAUCGUCACGCUGUUGCCGGUCUACGACCGUGCCCUCGUGCCGCUCGCGAGGCGUCUCACAAGGCACCUCGCGGGCAUCACCACGCUCCAGCGCGUCGGCGCCGGCAUGGCCAUGUCGGGCCUCGCCAUGGCCGUGGCGGCGCUCGUCGAGGCCAAACGGCUCCGCGCCGCGAGCGACGCCGGGCUGGUCGACAGGCCAGACGCGACGGUGCCGACGAGCGUGUGGUGGCUGGUGCCGCAAUUCGUCCUCCUCGGCACAUCGAAGGUGUUCGGCCUCAUCGGCCUCGAGGAGUUCUUCUACGACCAGGUGCCCGUCGAGCUCUGCAGCGUCGGGCUCGCCGUGUCCCUGAGCGUGCUGGGCGUCGGGAGCUACGCCAGUGGCGUGCUCGUGUCAGCGAUCGACUGGGUGACAAGGGGAGAAGGAGAGAGCUGGUUCUCCGAUAACCUCAACCGCGCGCACCUCGACUACUUCUACUGGAUCCUUGCCACACUUGCCGCAUUGGAGGUCGCCAUUUUCGUGUACAUUGCAAAGCGAUAUGUCUACAAGAACAAAGGCGAGCAAUAAUUCUUUUGAA
Molecule: messenger RNA, 1762 nt
Organism: Oryza sativa Japonica Group (Japanese rice)
Lineage: Eukaryota; Viridiplantae; Streptophyta; Magnoliopsida; Poales; Poaceae
Product: protein NRT1/ PTR FAMILY 5.10
Biological process (GO): transmembrane transport
Cellular component (GO): membrane
Molecular function (GO): transmembrane transporter activity
Source: RefSeq, a predicted model, not a curated record